AUGAACUCGUCGCCUAGAAAGGGACGGCCAACCAAUAUGUCCAGUUCUACUUCUACCGGUGCGAACAAGGAUAUACAGAAGUCGCAGAAGCCACCGGACAAGUUGUCGAUAUGGGAUUGCGUGCUUAUACUUAUCAGUUUUUUCAUUCCAGUGAUUUUCAAGCACGUGGAUUGGAAUAGUCUAAUAAACAAAUUACUGUCAGGUGAGGGCAGGAGAGUUCGUUUGAUUGCUGAGAUCGUUGGCGAGGCGAUAUUAACUGUAAUCGCUACCGUCCUCAUGGUCAUACCCGUGUCUGUCGUAGUUGGUGUACUCAAGCGUAUCUGUGGUAUCGAAGCGCAUUAUUAUUUCGGCGAAUACUAUGGUAGAGACCAUUUUGCGCCUCAAGAAGCGAAUGACUCCAAGGAUGAUUGA
Messenger RNA from Babesia ovata, 411 nucleotides. RefSeq lists its product as hypothetical. NCBI's taxonomy places the organism in Eukaryota, Apicomplexa, Aconoidasida, Piroplasmida, Babesiidae. The transcript has a single exon. The coding region runs from base 1 to 411 and encodes 136 amino acids. The record is from RefSeq and is a predicted model, not a curated record.